Melanaphis sacchari is the source of this 3693-nucleotide messenger RNA. RefSeq lists its product as uncharacterized. Gene Ontology annotation, molecular function: protein binding. The transcript is spliced from 6 exons. The record is from RefSeq and is a predicted model, not a curated record. The coding region runs from base 111 to 3563 and encodes 1150 amino acids. Gene Ontology annotation, cellular component: cytoplasm. Gene Ontology annotation, biological process: developmental pigmentation. Lineage: Eukaryota; Metazoa; Arthropoda; Insecta; Hemiptera; Aphididae.
UUUACAUUUUACACUCGUGUUUUUUCAACAAUGUAUUUUAUAAAAUGCCAAAUCGAAUAAAAUUAAUAAUCGUUUCCUUCUCUACUUUCGACGCAUAAGUAUCGAUUUGCAUGAAUUUAAAAAUGGCUGUGUUACAAGACCAUACCAAUGACAAAAAUAUGCCGGAUCAUAUUUUAUUGUUAAAUAGAAUUGACAUUAAAAAUAUACUAAAUUCACCUCUGAAAACCACUCAAAGAAUAAAAUACACUUGUUUGGAAGUAUCCCAGAACUUUGUCAUUUUUGGGGCUUCCAGUGGUGGAUUGUAUGUAUUUCGUAGAGAACCUUGUGAAUUUAUACAACUACUUCCAAAUAAAGAAGGGUCUGUGACUCAAAUUGCUGUAUCUAAAGAUGAAGAUCUCAUUGCAUUUGGUACACAAAAAGGCAUUGUUUGUGUUUUACAAAGAAAUGAAAAUGGAAUUGGUGCAAAGUUGAUAAAUAAGUCUACUGAACAUUUAGGACAUGAGAUCACUACUAUGGAAUGGACUUCAAAGAAUCAAAUAUAUUUUGGUGAUUGCAAUGGAAAAGUCACUUCAAUUUAUGUAUCAUUAUUUGUUCGAAAGGCUAUUUUCCAAACCCCACCGUAUACUAUGAUUGAACUGGAUUCAAGAGUAAUUCAAAUAGAUAGCUCUGAUGAUAUUUUAGUGAUCUCAACAUUGACAAGAUGUUAUGUUUGUGAUAUGUCCAAAGAACAAUUUAAACAAAUUGGACAAAAAACUAGGGAUGGUGAUUAUGGUUGUUGUAUUGUUACAUGGAAUGAAAAGAAAAUAUUUUCUGCACGGCCAGGUUCAAGGAUUUGGGAAGCAGAGUUAAACGGUAUUGUAAAAAGUACACAUCAACUGAAAUACUGUUUAGCCAUACCACCAACACUUAAUGUUAGUGCACAAAAACCAUUAGAUUUAUCAAGAAUUUCGGGUAAAAAUUGGCUACCACAGUCUUUGAAUUUUAAAAAACUAUAUACAAUUUGGGAUAAUUGUUUACUUACAUAUACAUCAAAUAGCAUAUUUAUACUGGAUAUGUUAAGAGUUAAUGUUUUAUUGUGGUGUGACGGAUAUAAUAAUAUACAAAACGUCAAAUACAUUGAAGAUACUAUAUAUAUAUGGUGCUCAAAUAGUGAGCUUAUUAUUGAAAAGAUUACUCCACUUCAAAAUUAUUUGGUUAAUUGUUAUGAAUGUGAAGAUUACAAUACCUGUGUUUCAUUAAUAGAACAUUAUUAUGAUAGAAUAAUAAGUACAAAAUGCAUUAUUAAUGAGUUAUACCCGCUUGUAAAUAUAGAUCAAAAAAUAGACUUGCCAGUUAAUACAAACAAUUUAAUCUCAAAAAUUAAAAAAACUUAUCAUUUAAAACAGCAAUUUUUUAAGUUGCCAUCCGGAAUUUACUCUUUAAAAAAUUAUGUAUACGUUAAAAACAAUUCUAGAUUACAAAGAAGUUAUAGUUUAAUUUCUAUAAAGUCUGAUAAACUUGUAUUACAUUACAAAUCUAUGCCAAAUAUACAUAUAAAUUUAGAAAAAGUUAAAAAGUCUGAACAGUAUCCAUCUAAUGAUUAUUCCAAGUUAAACAAUAAACAAGUUUUUGAUCAGAUGUAUAUGGAGUUAAACAUUCCUUCAAUUCCAUUUGUUUCAUUAACUACUUCUGAAGUAUUUCAUGAUACUCUAAUGGAAAUAGGGUCAAAUGUUACCAAUAAAAUUGCAAAAAGUAGUAAAACUCUUAAAGAUACAUUAAAUAAUCUAACUGCUAGUACAGGUAAAAAUAAUUUGGUGCCUUAUGAAAUAUCAAAUAUUAAUCGACCAGAACCACCACCUGUUGAUGAAAGUGAAGUAGAUGUUUCCAAUUAUAAAUUAGACCUUGGACAUCGUGAAAAACUCAAUUUACUUCCUAUUUUAAAAAUAUGUAAAAAACUUCAAAAUGGAUAUAAAUUAGAUGUAGACUGUUUACAACACUUGUGUAAUGGUGUAUGUGAAGUGAAAUCUAAUUUGGAAAAUGUAUUACAUAUUAAACAGCCAAUGUUUCCAUUUCAACAGUAUUUGAAAGAAAAACAUUUGAACACUAUUAAGAAAGCAAUUAAUGAUGGUUUCAUUAAUAAUUUAGUAAUAAAAUGGGCUGAAAUACAUGAAAAAGAUAUCCUGAUUGUCAAUAAAUUUGACUACCCAGAAUUUUUGACUUACUAUUUAGAUGAAAAUGAUUUUAAAAAAGAUCUGGAAGUCAGUGAGCUAAUUACAUUAUUUGGCCAAGUUAUAGAAGUAGGUAGUAUUUAUGAAUUUUUGCUCAAUGGUAACUUGAAAUGUGCUUAUGCUAUAUUUUGUAAGAUCUUGAAAAUGAAUUCUAAUAAUAAUGGAAAGAGCGAAGAACCAUUAUUAAUGUACUUAAAUUCAAUGUACGUAUUUUUGAGAUUGGAUCAAAUUGAAUCAUUCCGUGUACUUGGAUAUAAACGAAACAUCAAGCCAAUAUUUGUGUUUUAUUUAUUAAUAAAAUUUUCGGUUCAUUUAGAACCAAGUUAUCGCAAAAAAUGCAAUGCAAUAUUUUUAUCUUACUUAUCACACUUUGAUAAAAGUAUUUUUACUGAUUGUAAUAUUCUGUAUUAUGCUGUUUAUAGUUUUUUAAUAUUAAAUCAAGAUAAAAAACAUUUAUGUAAAUGUGGAUUUCCAUUAGAUAGUAUUAAUGGUAAAUUCAAAAAGCUUGGACAAAUACUUAUUGAUUAUUUAUCUAGUGCUGAAGUAAAUUUGGAACAAUUACAUAACAUUUUACAUAAAUUCACAAAAUGUAAUGUUACCACAAACUCUUUGGAAGAUGUAAUAAAAUGUUUUUGUAAGCAAGUGCCUCAUUUAUGGCCUGUUUUUUUAAAAUCUGUUAUAAAUCUGAAUGGUUUAAAGCAUACAAAAAUUAUUCUUGCUAUCCAUUUGGGAUUAGUGGAUCAAUUAGAUGUACAUAUAAUCAACAAAAAUGAAUUGUUGUUUGACAAACUUUUUACAUUAAAUCAUUAUUUUAAAAAUGGCCUUUGUUUGAAUUGUGGUAAUAUUGGAGAAAAAAAUCAAGGAAUUGCAUGGACUGAUUUAACAUCUUUAGCAUUUCAAUAUUUAAGUCAAGAAGAAACUAAAAGUUUACUCUUCAAACAUAGAAAUAAUAUACCACCCGGAGAUAUUGAUAAUUGGUUUUAUCAAAGUUUUAUUUUGACUCAGCUAGUUGAUUUAAACUUAAAGAAGGCUUUGAUCAAUACAUUAAAAUAUCAUAAUAAUAUAACAAUGAUAGGCACAGAGAAUUGUAAAAAUAUGUUAACAACUUUGGAAGAAGAAAUAGGUGAGACUAUUUCAUUUAAAAACCAAUUAUCAAAAAAAUCACACUGGGGUACGCAAAUUGAUGUAAAGAAUAGUAAUUGUAUUUGGUGUUCAUUACCAUUAAACUCUGAUCCUUUAAUUAGAGGUAAAAAUAAUGGACUCAUAUCAUUUAGAUGUGGACAUUCGUUUCAUACUGUAUGCAUUCGUCAUCAAACUGAUAAUAUUCAAUGUAUUGUAUGUCAAAGAAAAUACUAAAUAUGUUAGAAUUAAGAUAUAGAAGUAAAAAAAUUAUUUAUUUUAUAUUACUUAAAAAUACUAAUUAUAUGUUGUAUAAAGAAGCAUCUCAUGUUUAUGAAGUUAUCAAAAUAUGUUGAAACUAAAAUGU